This is a messenger RNA of Copidosoma floridanum, 1704 nucleotides long. Its product is annotated as multiple inositol polyphosphate phosphatase 1-like. Gene Ontology annotation, molecular function: inositol phosphate phosphatase activity; acid phosphatase activity. NCBI's taxonomy places the organism in Eukaryota, Metazoa, Arthropoda, Insecta, Hymenoptera, Encyrtidae. The record is from RefSeq and is a predicted model, not a curated record.
UCAUGUAGUUUUCGUGUGGAUGCACAGUGACUUAAAAAAAAAAAAAUAUAUACAUCUUUUUUCAAGAUUCCUACAUCGCAUUUUGGUCUUACAGGCGUGGGAAUCCGAAAAUAAUAUGAAAACGGCCUCGAUGAUCCUGGCGGUACUCGCGGCCUUGGUAGUCCAAGGCGCGGCCAGGGAGUACGACUACUGUUACGCGUACGACAACGACCAUUACCUUCUCAUGGGCACCAAGACGGCUUAUCAGUUUGUUUACGGCAGGUCCCGGAUACCACCCGUUCCGAGCUGCACGCCCAUACAGAUAUGGAUAUUAGCGAGACACGGGACCCGCUACCCCGGCCGAGAAUUCAUAAGGCGCUUGCCCAAGCUCCUCAGUCUUCGGGACCAAAUAAUCAACGACAACGAGCCGUUCGGUAGGCUGUGCGGUGCCGAUCUUGAGUUUUUGAGGAACUGGAGACCCAAUCCGAACAUGAACGAGGCCAUGGCCGAUUUUUUGACACCCCAGGGCGAGCAGGACAUUAGACUGUUGGCCAAACGACUGCAGAGCGAGUUUCCCGAGUUACUGAGACCCGCACCUCAGAACAUCAAUCAGGAGAACUACAAGUUGCUUCAAGAUUCCAUCCAGUUGAUGUACGACAUGUGCCGGUACGAGAAAGCCUUGGAAAUCGACCGGUUGUCCACGUGGUGUUCCGUUUUCAGCAAAGACGAGCUCAAGACUCUGGAGUACCUGGAGGACCUCGAUUACUACUACUAUUCCGGCCCAGGGCGUGAAAUCAACACAAAACUCGGUUGUCCGCUCAUGAAGGAUUUGUUCGAUCAUUUCCGUAACUUGGAGCGUGGAAAUUUCAACAACGAGCCCAAGGGUGUUUUCUACUUUUCCCACACGGUAACGCUCCAGACGCUCCUGGACGCCCUGGGGACGAACAAGGACCCCACGCCCCUGAGGGCCGACAACUACCGGUCCAUGUACAAGAGGAGCUUCCGCACCUCGACCCUCGGCUCGUUCGCCUCGAAUUUGAUUGCUGUAUUUUACAGGUGCAGCGAUCCGCGAUCGCCGAACAAAGUGAUGUUCUACCAAAACGAGGCGCCAGUGCCACUGGACGGCUGCAGCGUCGGGCUCUGCGAUUGGGAGUAUUUGAAGGAAAAAUUCGGCGGAGCAGCGGACGAGUGUAGCCUAGAUUUUUGCUACAACACCGGUAGCGGAUUGACGGCAAGUUACGUCGCAUUGGCUGGACUGAUGUUGGCGAUCACACGUUUUGGCCUGUGAAUUGAUUUUUACGGCUCGAAUCUAUGUAUAUAUUAUGUAUUGCGUUGUUUCAUAAUAUUAUUCUGAGAUCGGAUGAUUUCUUCAACUUUGCUGCAGCGUGUCAAUUUUUUUACAUGGGUAAAUUCAUACGUACGACUUUUUAUUAUAAAGAAGAACAAAAAUUAACAGUAUUGCGUGUUUAUGUUAAAAUGCUGCAACGAACAAAUCUAGAUGGUAUUCACAGCAGAGAAAGUAUUAUUUUUUCAUACCUCGAAUUAAUUUGUUUCAACAUUCGGUAAUUGUUACAAGGGGGUUUUCGAGGAUUCUGUUCGAAUAUGAAUAAUUUGAAAAAUAAUAAAAUAAAUAAAAAAUAUCUUAAAAAAGAUCAGUACCUGUAAUUUUCACAGAAAACGUCGAGGAAAUGUAAUUAAAAAAAAAAAAAAUUUGAUUUAAAGUGA